Messenger RNA from Drosophila navojoa, 1614 nucleotides. It is a transcript of the gene upd3, whose product is annotated as unpaired 3. Gene Ontology annotation, biological process: cell surface receptor signaling pathway via JAK-STAT; embryonic development via the syncytial blastoderm. NCBI's taxonomy places the organism in Eukaryota, Metazoa, Arthropoda, Insecta, Diptera, Drosophilidae. The record is from RefSeq and is a predicted model, not a curated record.
AUAGAAAGAGAGAGACAGAGAGAACAUAUUGCAGAGGCUCUUCCAGCGCGGCUCGCACAGGACUCAUUGGAAAUUUAUGUGUAAAUGACGACAACUGUUGCUCAGCUUCUAGCCAGCAGCAGCAGCAGCAACAACAGCAAAACGGGGAACACACGGAAAAGGCGAGACACGCCGACGACGACGACGACGACGGCGAGGGGGGCAAGGCCGCAGCACCAGGAGCAGGAGCAGAGCGCCCGACGACGACGUCCUCCACAGUCCACACAGAGUGCAGCCAAGUGGCGAUCGCUGCUAAUGCUCGCCCUGAUCAUGGCUCAGCUGCAGGAGCUGCUGCGAUCCGGCAACGCUGGCUCUGGCGCUGGCCUGGCCCUGGCCCUGGCCGCACCAGCAGCCACAGCAGCAGCAGCAGCAACUGCUGUUGCACCACCUGCACCACAAACAACACCACUCAUCGACAGCGCCGCCAAGCUGGCCGCCGCACGGCAAACGAGACGAACGCGCCGCAUGCAGAAGCGGCACGAGAGCAUCAGCUUCAAGAUGAGCUUCCAGCGCGAGCUGCGGAACACCGUGCCGGACUGGAGCAAUAGCUGCGGCGGCAAGUGGACAGGUCCCGAUCGGUCGCCCCCUCCAGUGUUGACGCGCAGGCAGCGCUGCCUCAAGAAGUGGCUACGCACAUUGCGGAAUAAAACGCGGCGCGAGCUGGUGCAAUUGCGCGACGACAACGCACUGCGGCACCUGGAGCACUCGGUGAAGGCGCAGGACACCGCCGUCGUCCAGGCGAUCGACAUCUCCAAGCAGGACACGUGGAGUCUGCACAACAGCCAAUACGAUUUUCUGCCCCGGGUGAAUGUUAGCAAGCAGCUGUCACUGCGGCACGCACAUCACGAUCUGCAGUUCUACGUGGCCGCAUUCAGCUAUCUGCGGCACGCCCAGCUGCACUGGGACCUGGACAACCUGCAGAAGCAGAGCGUGCUCUCGGCCGAGCUGCUGCGCCUGCGCAACAGCGCCCGCCUCGUGCUCUGCAACUUUGAGGAGGCCUACAACAGCAGCCGCCUCCAUGCGCCCAACCACAGGCCGCUGCGGACGGUGAAGCGUGUGCCGAUGGAGAGGAAGCUCCGGAAUCUGAAGACGCCGCUGGUGGAGCUGCACCGACGGGCGGUGCUGGCCGCCCACGGCCAGCCAACGGAGAGGCCCAGAGAGCCGAAUAGCCUGGAUCUGCGAUUCGUCAAGUACCAGUACAUUCAGUACCUGAAGCACAUGACAAAGCUGCUGGCCAAGCAAUCCAAGCGGAAUUGCAAGGCGACUAAAGCAAACAAGACAAACACACAGCCACCGGCCGGCUAGCGGCCCCUCUGCCUAAGAAUUAAGAUUUAGUUAGCAGUUAUAUCAGCAUAGCUCCAUUUCGAAUUCCAACUGAACUGAGCCAUCCAUCCGACAUGCAUCCGACUCCGACCCCACAGUUGAUUUCAUGCACUGAAACUCAUUCUCAAAGACGGCUAUGACAUUCGAAUCCGAAUCCGAAUCCGAAUCCGAACCGAACCCGAAUCCUAAUUGGCCUAAGUUAUUAUUAUUAUAUUUAUUAUCUAUCAUUAUUAUUUAUAUGCAUACACAUAU